Molecule: messenger RNA, 1806 nt
Organism: Penaeus vannamei (Pacific white shrimp)
Lineage: Eukaryota; Metazoa; Arthropoda; Malacostraca; Decapoda; Penaeidae
Source: RefSeq, a predicted model, not a curated record
AUGGCCGCCGACUUCGAGCAUCAGAAGUACCUCCAGCUGGACUCCUGGUGGUACCACAAGGGAGAGGGCGGCGGCGUCAAGAACUGGACAGCGAUACCAUACAUCAUCCCAGACGGUAUUGGUAACCUUUAUGAAACGACCGGAUGGCCAAUUAUCGCUCAUAACAGGCCUGCCCUGGAGGAGGUGUUCUGGGACGACCUCCUCGACGAAGCCCUGACGUGGGGCCUCGUCACCUAUGAGCAGGACUGGCUGGAUAGGCAGUACAUGUACACGAGCGCCCUCCACACCGACGUCGGCCUAGCGGGGGAGGUGGCUGACCAGAUGGGCGGCGCUGCUCUCCGUCGCAACGUCAACAUCCAGUACUGCAUGUCACUCUCGCGUCACCUCUUGCACUCCGUCACCCUGCCCGCCGUCACGCAGAUUCGAGUCAGCGACGACUAUAUGCUGAGUCCGGACCAGUGGCGCAUCGGCGUGACGAACCUCCUCGCCCACGCCCUCGGCCUCAAGCCCUUCAAGGACGUGUUCUGGUCCUCGAGGGAGAACGCCAACAACUUCUUCAAGGACUGCGACCUGGCACUUCCCGAAAGCAUCUGGCACCCGCUGGCACUCACGCACAGAUACGGAGGGAGAAUCAAUGUCACGGCGUCCGGGAAAGAGUGUCUGCCGUGGACGGACUUCGGCUGGGAUGACAAGUACUACGGCAGCGGCAUGGCUCUCAACCUCUGCAGGAACCCUGAGGACUUGAGGGACGGCCCCUUCUGCUACACGAAGGCGGGAUUUGACAUUCCCGAAGAGGAGUGGGAGUGGGAGUACUGCGCCGCCCCCGUCUGCGACGUCGACUGCUACUUCGGCGACGGAGCCCUCUACAUCGGCGGCCACAACGUGACGCAGAGCGGCCUCUCCUGCGUCGACUGGGCGGGCGAGUUCGGCCUCUCCGGCGCCCGCUGCCGAAACCCCGACGGCGACGUGGCCCCCUGGUGCUUCGUCGCGGAGGACCACUCGCAGCGGGACUACUGCGACAACGAGUGCCCCGAGGCCGUCGAGUACAGCCCCCAGCUGCAGAGCGCCGUCUCGACCCUCGCCGGAGGGCCUCUGGGCGUGGGCGACAAGGCGGAGAACCUGGACGUCGAGCUCAUCAUGAAGUCGUGCAACAAGGAGGGCCUCCUCCUGCACCCGACGAAGCCCGCGACGGUCAUCGACCUGUACUUCACGUCCCCCGAAUACCGAGAGGUCUGGACGGGGUACAGCACCGUCGGCGAUCACACCUUCGGCUUCAUCUUCCUGGCGGAGGUCGAGAAGGCCCUGACGCUCUCGAGCUUCGACCUCAACCUCGACGAAGCCUUCCUCACCGACGUCCUUCUGUGGCAGAACUACCCGGAGGGAUCCUCGCACCAGCAGGUCAUCGCGGCAGGCGAGGACGUCGUCCUCCCGCCGUGUGGGGGCUUCCUCAACUUCUGCCUCUUCUACACGUCGCCUGCCAUCAGCGCGGGCGGCAAGGACCUCUUCAUCCUGGGCGAGAGGAGCAAGUGGGCGCCCAUCUCGCCGCAGAGGAUUUCGGGCGUCUCGGUGACAUCGGAGGGCGUCUCGGUGUCCGUCUCGGGCGUCGAGGGGGAGAGGGUCGUCCUGUCCUUCUCUGACGGGGAAGUCUUUGACGUCGCCUGCGACUUCCAGGUGAGCGGGAGCAUGACAAUCGAUGUCCUUUCCCGCGUUUGCAGUUCGCUGAUGCAAUAGUGGGUUCCCCUAAGUUGCAAGCCGAAUGUGCUCUCAAUUUGCCUAUGAGACAAUAAAAAAAUCUUAAAAUUGCCG